Messenger RNA from Corapipo altera (White-ruffed manakin), 1709 nucleotides. RefSeq names its product gamma-aminobutyric acid type B receptor subunit 1-like. Gene Ontology annotation, biological process: gamma-aminobutyric acid signaling pathway; G protein-coupled receptor signaling pathway. Gene Ontology annotation, cellular component: membrane; G protein-coupled receptor heterodimeric complex. The coding region runs from base 120 to 695 and encodes 191 amino acids. The transcript has 4 exons. NCBI's taxonomy places the organism in Eukaryota, Metazoa, Chordata, Aves, Passeriformes, Pipridae. The record is from RefSeq and is a predicted model, not a curated record. Gene Ontology annotation, molecular function: G protein-coupled GABA receptor activity.
CCCUUUUUCCAGGGAUAUUUUAUGGGUUCAAAGGUCUCCUGCUCCUCCUUGGGAUCUUCUUGGCCUAUGAGACCAAGAGCGUCUCCACCGAGAAGAUCAACGACCACCGCGCCGUCGGCAUGGCCAUCUACAACGUGGCGGUGCUUUGCCUCAUCACGGCGCCGGUGACGAUGAUCCUGAGCAGCCAACAGGACGCCGCCUUCGCCUUCGCGGCGCUGGCCGUCGUCUUCUCGUCCUACAUCACCCUCGUCGUGCUCUUCGUGCCCAAGAUGCGGCGCCUGAUCACGCGGGGGGAGUGGCAGUCGGAGCAGCAGGACACCAUGAAAACGGGAUCCUCCACCAACAACAACGAGGAGGAGAAAUCUCGGCUCCUGGAGAAGGAGAACCGGGAGCUGGAGAAGAUCAUCGCCGAGAAGGAAGAGCGGGUGUCGGAGCUCCGGCAGCAGCUCCAGGACCGGCAGCAGCUCCGCUCCCGCCGCCGCCCGUCCAACCCUUCCCGGGAGAACGGCGACAACAACCACUUCCCGCUGGGAUCGGGGGGAGCCCCCGCGGCCCCCCCGGGCGGGGGAGGGGGGACGGGACCCCCCUUCUACCAACCCAACCUGCCCCUCGUGCGCUGCCUCGUGUCCGAGCAGGCGGAGAAGUUGGGACGCGGGAAUUGCGACGGGAGCCGCGUCCACCUCCUCUACAAGUGACCCCUCCCCCGGGGGCGGGGCCUCGACAGCUAAUUGUUAAUGAGGGUUUCGGGAUAAUUUGGGGCGUCUCGGAGGUUGUUUGGGGUGUUUUGCUCCCCCGGGAAUUCCAUGGAAAAGUGGGGUGGGAGGGGCUUAGAUCAGGGGCGGGGCCUCUUUGACCAAUUAUUAAUGAGGUUUUCGGGAUAAUUGUGCUGGUUUGGGGUGUUUUCCCCCUUUCCAGGAGUUCCAGGUGUUUCCUGGGAUCAGGUGGAAAAGGGGUGGGAGGGGCUUAAAUUAGGUGGGAGGGGGUUAAAUAAAGAGGGAGGAGCAAGAGAUGAGUUGGAAAAGUGGGAAGACCCUCCAAAAUUCCCCGAAGAUUGUCCCGGUCUCCUCUACAGUCAAAGCCCAGUUAUCCCAGAAAUCCCACAGCAUUCCCAUAAUCCUACAGUUAUCCCAUAAAACCUACAGUUAUCCCAAAAACCUGACAAUCAUCCCCAAACCCCCCCCCCCCCCGUUAUCCCAAACACCUCACAGUUAUCCCAAAAAUCCUACAGUGAUCCCAGAAAUCCUACACUCAUCCCAAAACCCCCAGUGAUCCCACAAAUCCUACACUCAUCCCACAAAUCCCACACUACUCCCGGUGCCUUCCUACCCCCUCUCCACCUGUAGCAAUUCCCAUCCCUUCCCCCCCUUCCCCAUCCCAGGAAUCCCCAUAAUCCCCUGUAGCUCCCUGACCCUGGGAUCCCAUUCCAGGGUUGUAACCCAUGGGAAUUCCCUGGGAAUCCCCAAAGUUUUAGGUCCAGGCUUUGUCUCCAAGCCCGGCUUUGAAUCCACGCAGGGUGUUGUUCCCAAUCCCUCAGGAAUGGGACGGAUCCAGAGGGCGGGUUUUUGGGAUGGGGGUGGAUCCAGUGGGAUCAUCUGGAUGGAAUUCCAUGUGUCCAGAGAAUUCCCAAAUUCCCAGACUGUUGUAUCCGGGUCCGGCCCCUCCUGUACAGCCGCACUUUACUGGGAAAACCGGACUCUUUUCCUUCUUCC